Molecule: messenger RNA, 1418 nt
Organism: Cladocopium goreaui
Lineage: Eukaryota; Dinophyceae; Suessiales; Symbiodiniaceae
Source: the annotation of a GenBank genome assembly
AAAAAGCCUCCCAUGCCGGCGUUUGUGUCGUGGGCGUCCCAAUGGCAUCGACGUCAGACAGCGAUGCGAGGUCAUGAAAGACAUUUGGAGGGAGGCCUGGAUCAACUCGGAGUUCACUGGUCAGGUGGCGUUGAGUCGCCGCGCCAAUGGACAGGAGUUCUUGGAGAUUUGCUGUCCCGAAGUCUUGGAAAGAUACGGCUCUCACCCAGAGAUCCUGGACGAUGGCCGCAGUGUCCAUGUCUCCGUGAACGAUGUGGUGGCGUUCGGUGUGUUGGAAGAGUCCGGUUCGCUAAUUGCGGUCAACGUUUGGCGCAUUAGCAUCCCAAGGAAAUUUAUGGAGGAAGAGGUGAUGGAUGAGGACAGCUCAGAGGAUGCUUCUCCUGCGCAGCCAACGAUCGUCCAAGCAGAUUUCAAGGAUGCUUCUCCUCCCAAGCCAAAGACUAUCGCAGCUGUGCGCCAGGAAGCCACGAAGCGCAGCUUGGAGACGCCUAGCCAGUUGCAUCCCACGGCUAAAGCGAAGGCCCCAGGGGCCCCAGGGGCCGGCAUGCACAAGUCGGCUGCGAAAACUGCGGCGGAGGAAGUGCAGACAAAGAAGGAGGCCCUACCUGCUAAGCGGAGCAGGGAACUUGGGAUCAGCCAGACUUUGUUGAAUCCGACGGCAAAAGCGAAGGCUCCAGAAAUGCCGUCGGCACUGAGAACUUCUCCAGUGACCAUAGAUGUGCCGACCGUGGAGGAUUCCCCUCCGGCCAAAAAGCCAAAGACCGAGACGCUGCCCGAGAUCUUGAAACCCACUGCGAAAGCAAAGGCGGGGGUACGCAUGUUGGGGACCGUGAAUCGUCACAUGCUCAAUGGGAGAUUUUCAAUCUGCUGCGAGGAGAUCUCAGGUGUCCAUGGCAGGGAUGCAGAAAUCCCACCAGAGCACGUACCCAUGAAUCUGAAAGUCGGGGACCGUGUCUCGUUCGUCGUCCGGGAGUCAGAGGAUCAGCAAUCCUCGCCGAUCUGGGCCAAGAACCUUCAGGUGCUAUCUGCUCCCAGGGCCCCAGCCCUCAGGGCCCCUGCCCUCAGGGCCCCUGCCACGGCCAAGCCUGCGAAGAUGGCAGAUGGCAAGGUCGUGGACCUCACCGAGGAGGACGCUGUAGAAGUGAUUGACGAGGCAGCACCAGCGAAGGCAAAUGGCGGCUCAUCACCGCGAAAUGAAGCACCCGUGGAGGCAAAGGCAGCAGCAGUGAAGGCAGCAAAGGGUGGCUCAUCACCGCCGGAAAAGGAAGCACCCAUGGAGGCAAAGGCAGCAGCAGUGAAUGCAGCAAAGGGUGGCUCAUCACCGCCGGAAAAGGAAGCACCCAUGGAGGCAAAGGCAGCAGCAGUGAAUGCAGCAAAGGGUGGCUCAUCACCGCCGGAAAAGGAAGCACCCAUGGAGG